Molecule: messenger RNA, 1911 nt
Organism: Meloidogyne enterolobii
Lineage: Eukaryota; Metazoa; Nematoda; Chromadorea; Rhabditida; Meloidogynidae
Source: the annotation of a GenBank genome assembly
AUGAAUUCAAAAUCAUCCAAUGAUACCAAUAUUUUUGCUAAUAGCUUGCCUGCUGUUUCGUGUACCACAGAUAUUCGUUCCCAACUAAAUUGUGAAGAAGAGGAUGUUGCGCAACAAGUUAUACCUUUGGAUGCUAUUGGAAAUUUUCUUGUACUUCUAAAAUCUGGAAAAGUUAAGAAAAUUGAUGAAAGGAUUGAUGGGUCUACUUGCACUAUUGCUGACUAUAAAAGACAUGUUAAGCUUGCCUACAAUCAAUUUUUUGGGUCAAUUAUUGCUCUAGACGAACAAUUAGUGUGUGCCCGUCGUGAAUAUAAUGGGCAAUUCCAUAUGGCUAAUAUGCUUACUAGAGUUGUCGAUUUAGAAGAUGUUUUCCCUGUUGAAUUUGCAGUCGGAGAAGAGAUGAUUUGGCGUUGCUUUCUUUCCUCACAGGAUUUGCAACGGGCGCCGGAGAUGAAAAAAUUCCUUAUGGCUUUGAAUCAGAGAAGUACUGAAAGUAGAAAAUCGGACUUUGCAGCAGCUGUUAUUGACAUGAAUAUUAUGCAAAUGUUUGUUGAAUUGAAUGUUUUAAUUGCUGCAGAUAGGAAACGUCCACCUUUAAACAAUGAUUUUGCUUCAUUUUCUUAUGCUUAUUUGUUGCUAGAACGGCUUCGACUUUUGCUUCGUCCACUUAAACCUUAUUCGCCCUUUGACGGUCGUCUUUCUGGAAAAUUUAGGACAGAAGAAGUUGGUGAUUUAAUGCAUGUUACUUCUUCAAUAUCUAAAGAUGUGAUGAAUGUUGAAUCUGCUAGACGUCUUUCUUUCUACCGAUGGCCUCAUAAAGACUUUAAAUAUACAUCCUCGUCCAGAAUGUCUGAAGCUGGAUUUUAUCUUCAACCUAGCGGUGAUGGUGAUGAUAAAGUAAUGUGCUUUGCCUGCUCUAUUUGCCUUAUUAGCUGGGAACAGGAUGAUGACCCUUAUCAGGAACACGAGAGACACUCUCCCUCUUGCAAAUUUUUGACUGCUCCACUCUCUUCCACUAACAUUCCUAUCGCUGCUACAAUGUCAAGUUUGGCUCCAUUAAAAUGGAAUGACGAAGUUGAAUCUCAACAAAAAUCUACUAUAGAAAAUAAUUGUGAAAAUUUAAUUAUUGGAACGAUGACAACAAAGUCUUUAUGGUUUGCUUUUGCUGAUCCUUUGAAUCUUAAACCGCAAAUCAAUCUUAUACAUUUGGAUAAAGUUGCACAGGCUGUUAAUACUUUAAUUGUUGACACUUUCGACCCUUUUCUUUCCAAUGCCAUUGGACUUAAACCUCCAAAUGUACCGGCACCUCCACAGUCUCUUCCUCCAAUUGAAACUCUUACAAAUGUAAUUGUUGCUGCUGCUCAACAAAGACGAGUAACUUGGAGCGAUGAGCCAACAGUAAUGACUAUAGAACAGCAACAACAACCUUUGGAACGUAUUCUUUUACUUGACCAAAAUAUUGCUGAAGAAGCUUUUGAGGACGAAAGAGAAGAAGAAAUGGUCUCUCCUGGAUUAAUUGAAGACCAAGAAGAUGAAGAAUUGAAACAACAUCAACCAAGUCCUCAUGUAUCCAUUUCUCCUGAAAAUUUUGAUAAUCGAAUUGUUAAGAUCACAGCAAUCUGUUCGGCAGGCGUUGGAAACGAUCCUAGUGAUAAUCGUGAAGAUUCUAGACAGCAUCUAUUAGGGGAUUCGACCGAUGCAAUGGAUUGUAACGUUGAAAUGAAUUCUAAUUCAAGCAAAAUCACUGCUGUCCUUUUUGUUGGAAUUUCUGUUGAUGAGGUUUCUUUUUUGUUAAUUAUUAUGGUGUGCGGACAUAUCGGGAUGUCUGUGAUAAGAAUAACCCCUUGUGUGUUUAUUUUGAUUAGAAACAUAAAUUUUUUCGUCAUUAGGAACCACGUUUACUGGGACUAA